AUGAAGGAAACAUCCAAACAUAUCGUCGAAGUCCUUAACAAGACAAAGAAGGAACUAGAAAUAAAACGACACACCAGAUCCGGAAACAAGGACCUGAGGAGAACCCUCAUUAUCUCAAGCCCAUAUCGUAAGUUAACCCCCAACAGGAAAAAAGAGAAGAAGCACAAACCCACGAGACGACUCAUCACGACCAUAUCUGUCGAAAUAAAAAGACAAAGGACCAGCCAGGACUAA
This is a messenger RNA of Plasmodium inui San Antonio 1, 234 nucleotides long. RefSeq lists its product as hypothetical. The transcript has 2 exons. Bases 1 to 234 code for a protein of 77 amino acids. The record is from RefSeq and is a predicted model, not a curated record. Lineage: Eukaryota; Apicomplexa; Aconoidasida; Haemosporida; Plasmodiidae.